AUGGCCAAUACCGAUCCGCCCCGACGGCGCUUUGUGCCCGUCCCGAUCGAGACGACGUUUCAAUCCUAUCGCAAGAAUGUCUACGACUACACGUCGCACCAGAGGAUAGGCCCCAAUCCCGAGCUGACUCCGGAGCCGUCGCCGAGAUCCCCGCUAGCACACUUUCCUCUCGAGGCCCUGGGCAACGAAGCAUCGCAAGAGAGGCGGCGCUUUGCUCCCCAGCUCAUCGAGACGUCCAGACGGUCCAGAAGGGUUGGCGACCCUGGGCCGGCCACUCGGCCUGAAGACAAGACGGACAUUACUCCCUAUACAAACCACAUCUACUCUGCCAAGCACAAGUCAAAUCGCCGGCAGCAUGGAGCAGCAGCAGCAGCAGCCGCCGCCGCCGAUGAGGAACCCCGGCGCCAAGCGUCGCGACCGUUUCCGCCCACUAGGCGUGAGACGGAAGAAGAGGGUGUCCAGGAGUACCUCUUGGAGCUGGCGGCUAAAGAAGUCGCACGGCAGAUAGAGGAGGCUGCCCUUGCUGCGUUUCCCAACAGCCGCCCCCGCGAAGGUGGCGUGGCCCAUUUCUACUUUCGGGAGGGCUCUUCAGAUAGCGAGAACUCGCCCGAAGCUAGCCCUCGUGAUGAAGAGGCCGGCCAGCACAGGCUCCGGCGUAAAUCGUCAAACCUGGGGCUGAACUGGUGGCAUAAGCACAUGCAGGAGCAUGCGUCGCGCCUGGAGCAGGAGAAGGCGGGCGAAGAUGACCAGAUGGAUAUCGACAACGAAGAGGCCGUGGUGAUGACGGAGGAAGACGCUGAUGUCGAUGUUGAUGCCGCUCCUGACGCUGGUGCCACUGCCGGUGCCACUGCUGGUGAUAGCCCUAUCUUCCGAUCCGACUCUGAUCUGGACAAGAUGGAGCUGCCGUCCCCUCCCGAUCUCAUGUGGACCACCACGAAGCCCCUAUCGCCUACCGAUGACCGGCGAGACUCGGUGGCUGAGCUCCAGAUGGCGCUCGCAGAGGCCAAUCGUCAUGCAGCCCAGUCCCAGGCCCAAAUUGUCAGUUCAUCCGCGCAGGCGGUUCCCCCAACCCAGGCCCAGGGCGAGCCGGCUGAGCCCCACCGCGGCCGCCAGGAGGCUAGUCCCUUUGGCCGGCCGUUUGGAGGAUUCCGACAUGUGCCCGAUCAUGACCCAAAGCUCCUUAAGUUGCGCCAGGGUCCCUCUCCUCCCAUGCUCGGCAGGGACCUCGUCUUUCGACGAUGCCCUUCUCCCAAGUUCACCACGCUGGAACCUGAAGAUCCUCUUGAAGCACACAUGAUUGAGGACUCAGCUCGGGAUCUGCCGGGCCAGGCCGGGCUGUGGAGGGGGUACUGCUGCAGGUCGGAAUCAACCGGAGGAUGCAUUGUUCCCCCCGAUCUGCACAAUCCCAAGCUGAUCCAGACGCCCACUGACUCGUCUUUCCCCGACAAGUCUUGCUCCUGUGAUGUUGUCGACGCCAGCGUCAUCAGCGAAGAGCCCGUCUCCAUCUUCUCGCCGUCCGAGUCCGCGUCGUCGGGGCUGACGUCGAGCAAUGGCGGCCUCUGGGGCUCUUCUUCUCAUUCUCACCAGCACCCGCAGUCCCAGCAGCAGUCCCAGCAGCAGGAGCACAAGGGCGAUGUUGACAUGGUCAACGGCCUCAACGAGCGGCUGCUGAGAGAAAAGGCCCAGGCCGAUCGCGACGAAAAGAUCCUGCAAGAGUUUGGCGAGGACUUUGUCACUCAGGUGUACAACUACCUGUCGCUGGGCUAUCCCGCCAUGGCACGUGGGUUCGACGAAGAGCUGUCUCGCAUCAGCCACAUUGGCGUCGACGAGCUGCGGAGAGACGACGCGAAGCAGCUGGCCAAGGGCCACAUGGUGGAGAUGAAGCUCGACGCUUCCGCCCCAGAAGAGGAGAGAUGCCCAAGGUGGGCGGCGUUGCGAUCCUACAUUACGGAGUGGGCAAGGCAGCACCCUGAUCUCGACAACCUCGACCCAUUGGCCUGGGGCGUGCGCGAGAGGAGAGGCAGUUGGGCCAUCUAA
Messenger RNA from Trichoderma breve, 2037 nucleotides. RefSeq lists its product as uncharacterized. Lineage: Eukaryota; Fungi; Ascomycota; Sordariomycetes; Hypocreales; Hypocreaceae. The record is from RefSeq and is a predicted model, not a curated record. Bases 1 to 2037 code for a protein of 678 amino acids. The transcript has a single exon.